Messenger RNA from Aspergillus calidoustus, 1746 nucleotides. Lineage: Eukaryota; Fungi; Ascomycota; Eurotiomycetes; Eurotiales; Aspergillaceae. The record is from the annotation of a GenBank genome assembly.
AUGUCUGAUCUCGAGCCCGCUGCAGCGGCAUUCUCGUCGUCUCCGCCGUCGACCCAGACAUCCGAUUCUACAGCAGCAGCCUCCAGCUAUGCCUUCCUCGUACACUCUCAGAAGACAUUGACUCAGAAUCUUCCUCCACGCGUCGACAACAAGUUGCUUGCACGCCAGAAGCGUCGUCGAACUAGUCCCGAAGACCACGCGAUCCUCGAAUCAGAAUAUCAGCGUAACCCAAAACCAGAUAAAGCUGCACGAGCAAGUAUUGUCAGUCGCGUGUCGUUGGGUGAAAAGGAGGUCCAGAUCUGGUUCCAAAAUCGUCGCCAGAAUGACCGUCGAAAGUCGAAGCCUCUGCAGCCCCACGAAUUUAUCGCUCCUCUGUCCGACGAAAUAAAGCCAAACAGCAGCGACGACACUCCAUAUGCAGAUCAAGAAUCCUCCAGCGGGCUGGAACAGGAUAACGACAGUAGUCUCGACCACGGCCAACAGCCAGCAAUGCUGCCCGAGGGCGAUUCGUUUGUAUCGGACGUGCAGGACAAGGAUGAGCCAGAUGCGCUUGAGCCGAGUUCACAAACCAGUGUUGCCUCGUCCGAGUUCCCUGGCUCCAGCCAGCAGCCUCCAAAUGGUGAUUCCGUUGAGUUGGACGCGUUGCAGAGGAUCGAAGAGGUGUCAAACAACGAGCGGCUUCAAACCUCCGCCAAAAGAAAACGCUCUGAAUCAGAUCUUCCUGGCGGUCAAAUGAUGAUAACAAACUCAACAACACCGGAUGUUCUCACCUCCGUAAGAUCGCCGCCGUCUUUAAGGAUAUCACUGUCCUUCGAUGGAGAAGCCAUGGUACGAAAGGAAGGCGAGCUAACUCCGUCCCCACCACAAGGUCGGAAUGCUCUUCGAAUCUCCAUGUCUGCAGAUGGUAAAGCAGUAAUCCGAGCUAACGGUGAACCGUCGCCGUCGAAGAACCGGAUCUCCAUGUUCUCCGCUCGCAAGCCGAGGGUCUCUACCCUUCAACGAAGCAACAGUGCUGUUGUCUUGGGCACGCCUCAUGGCUCGCUUGAAAAGGAAAGAAGCUUUGGAAGGUCACUCGACUCCCGCAACUGGGAGUCUUUCUUCGAUACGGACGCGAGGAGCGCGCUUUCGACGCCGCUCAGUUCUCAGAGCACGCCGAACGCUGCGUCAGGAAGCUUACGAUCAAGUGGGCAACGUUCCUUGACCAGGAGCUUGUCUGCACGACACACCUCACUUCUUACACCCACUACCUCGGACCAUCAGGCCACACCAAUUAGACAAGCAAUGCGGGAGAAGAGACGCAAACUAUCUCGAACAGUUUCUUCACUCGGUCGAUUGGAGUCUGGCAGGAAGGCCCUUGGCGACAAACCGGCCUCAUCCAAGCUAAAGAACACCAAAGACGGUGGGGAUGUCGACUUGGACGGUGGUGAUUCCGACAAGGAGAACUGGAUCCCAGGGACCAGGGUCACUCACGCUCGCCGAAGGACAGUCUCGCAUCAUCAAUCCCAGAGACCCAUUCUCAAGGAUCCAAACAGCAGCAAACCGUACAACAAAAACCUGGCCGCCGCAAGCCGCUCGCGGUUGUCACAAACUAAUCGGAAAACAAGCGGCGGGUCAACCAAGUCCAUGCCAGGUCUGGGCAAUGACGUCUCUGCAGCAUUUAUUGCUGGUGAGAAUACCGCAAGCCAGGAAGAAGACAUGGACUGUAUCCAGGGACUGUUAUCUCUCAGUCAAGGUGCAUGGAGGUGA